Pogona vitticeps (central bearded dragon) is the source of this 2424-nucleotide messenger RNA. Lineage: Eukaryota; Metazoa; Chordata; Lepidosauria; Squamata; Agamidae. The record is from RefSeq and is a predicted model, not a curated record.
AUGUGUGAAGUCCGCAUACUGCCUAAAAACUAUCAGCAUAUUCUGGCCUUGGCAUUUGCCAUAAAGGAGAUCAAUGAAAAUCCUCGGAUUUUACCUAAUCUCACCCUGGGCUUCCACAUAUAUGACAGCUAUGAUGAUGCAAGGAGGACCUAUCAAGCCAUUCUGGUGCUUCUUUCAGGAUUGAAGGGAUUGGUCCCCAACUAUAAUUGUGACACACAAAAUAAUCUCAAAGCAGUCAUUGGAGGGCUUGAAUCCCAUAUUUCCAUGUAUCUGGCAACUGUCUUCGAUAUCUAUAAAAUUCCACAGCUCAUAUAUGGCCUUGCACCAGUAAUGAAUGAUAAAACUCCUGGUAUUUCCUUCUACCAGAUGGCACCUCCAGAAGACCUUCAGUACAAAGGGAUACUCUCCUUGCUUCUCCAUUUUAGGUGGAGGUGGAUUGGGUUUCUUGUUAUGGACAAUGACAAUGGAGAGCAAAUUCUGCAACAUGUAAUUCCGCAGUUUUCCAAGCAUGGUGUGUGCUUUGACUACAUAGAAAGAUUACCCAAAUUUAAUUUUGACGAUAAUAUUUUUGAAAUGGUAGAAAAGGGGAUAAAAUUAAAAAAUGAAGCAAUAGGUAGCAAAACCAAUGUAACAGUGGUGUUUGGAGAAUCUUAUUCUAUGGUCCUUUUGAGAAUGUUGGAGUACACAUCACAAACUGAACAGGAGACAAAUACACCAAAAGGGAAAGUAUGGAUAAUGACAUCCCAGGUGGAGCUCUCUUCAUUGGCUUUUCAAAGGACAUGGGGAUCUGAUAUAAUCCAUGGUGCUUUGUCCUUCACAAUUCACUCCAGUGAUCUGCCAUCCUUUAGAUCAUUUGUUGACCUCAGAAACCCCUUCAACACAAAAGAAGAUGGUUUUCUCAAGGAUUUCUGGCAGCAGGCCUUUGACUGCAUUUUCCUCAAUACAGUUGGAGCCCCAGUUGAUGAAGGCAUUUGCACUGGGAAGGAGAAGCUAGACCAUCUUCCUGGGCCUAUUUUUGAAGUGAGCAUGACUAGCCGCAGCUACACUGUCUACAAUGCUGUCUAUGCUGUGGCCCAUGCUGUACAGAAUAUGUUCUCAUCUGGACUCAGACGCAGAGCAAUGAGCAAAACAAACAGUAAGAAGGCUCAGAAUUACCAGGUGUGGCAGCUCCAUCAGUUUUUGCAAGGCAUUGUUUUUAAUAACAGUGCAGGGGAAGAAGUUUCUUUGGACCUUAAGGGGGAGUUGGUAGCUGGAUUUGAUGUGAUCAACUGGAUUCUUGCAAAAAAUCAAUCUGUUCAUCGUAAGAAGGUUGGGAAGGUAGAUUGCCAUGCUCCUUCAGAUCAAGCAUUUACCAUCAAUGAGAAUGCCAUAGCAUGGAACAGCUGGUUUAACCAGACACAACCAUUUUCUCUAUGUACUGACCCCUGCCAUCCUGGUUCCAGCAAGAGAAUAAAGGAAGGGGAGCCAUUUUGCUGUUACGAUUGCAUCUCAUGUCCAGGAGGGAAGAUUUCAGACCAGGAAGACAUGAAUGACUGUCAGCCAUGUGCGGAAGGAAGUUAUCCAAGCAAGGAGCACAACUCAUGUCUUCCAAAACAUGUUAGCUUCUUGUCCUAUGAAGACCCUUUUGGGAUGAGUCUAGCAACAUGUUCUCUUUCCUUCUCUUUCAUCACAGUUCUGGUGUUAGCAAUAUAUAUAAAGCACCACAACACUCCCAUUGUGAAAGCCAACAAUCGGGACCUCACUUACAUUCUCCUCGUCACCCUCUUGUGCUGCUUUCUUUCUGCUUUGCUCUUCAUUGGCCGUCCUCAUGAAGGCACGUGCCUCCUGCGUCAAAUUGUCUUUGGUAUUAUCUUCUCGGUGGCUGUUUCCUGUGUGCUGGCAAAAACCCUCAUAGUGCUGCUGGCUUUCAUGGCUACCAAACCAGGAUCCAUGAUGCAGAAAUGGGUGGGGACAAGACUUGCCAAUUCCAUUCUUCUUUUUUGUUCCCUUAUCCAAGUAGCCAUCUGUACCAUGUGGCUAGCAAUUAAUCCUCCAUAUCCAGAUGUUGACAUGUACUCGGCGACUGAAGAAAUUAUCUUGACCUGUAAUGAAGGGUCUGUGACCAUGUUUUACUGUGUCCUUGGCUACAUGGGUUUCCUAGCCACUGCCAGCUUUAUUGUAGCUUUCGCAGCCAGAAAAUUACCAGACUGUUUCAAUGAGGCCAAAUUUAUCACUUUCAGCAUGCUGGUUUUCUGUAGUGUUUGGUUAGCCUUUAUUCCAACCUACCUCAGCACCAAAGGAAAAUAUAUGGUAGCUGUGGAAGUCUUGUCCAUCUUAGCCACCAGUGCAGGCUUGCUGGUCUGCAUCUUUUCCCCAAAAUGUUACAUUAUUCUUCUAAGGCCAGAAUUGAAUAAUUGGGAGCAUCUAAUAAGAAGAAAGACUUGA